AUGUCUUGUAUACAAAAUAUUUCAUUAAUAACUGUUCCAUUAUCCAUCGUGUUAACAACAUUAAGUAUUGUUUUACCGUACUGGUGGUCAACUGAAACAUUUAUUGUCGGAUUUUGGAGAGCUUAUUACCAUCACACAUGGAUUAUUAUCGAUCCACAAUUAGAUUCUCAACCAGGUAGGAAAGAGAGACAAACCAAUCCACAAAGGGAAUGUCGUUUACUAUAUUCAUUACAAUUAUUAUCAUUUUUCACCGUAGUUCUAACUGAUUUAUCUAUCAUACUUUGGUUAAUCGAUUUGAUACGUCGUGAAUAUAAGUAUUUAAUUAGUCUAAUAUGCACCAUGAUUACUUGUUGGUUUUUGAUGGCCAUAUUGUUAGUUUUAACAUUUUAUACUACGACAUUGAAUAGUACAGCAAUUCAAAUAAGAUUAUCAUAUUCGUUUUAUUUGGCAUGUUCUGUACUCUUACUUCAUUCACUAACAAUUGUCAGUUUGACCAUUAAAUUUUGUAUAUAUCGAACAUCGAGGCGUUUCAUUACACCAUCAGGCAUUUCUCAACUAACGACACUAGAUAAAACAAAAUUAGCAUUUAUUGACGUGUAG
Didymodactylos carnosus is the source of this 600-nucleotide messenger RNA. Lineage: Eukaryota; Metazoa; Rotifera; Eurotatoria; Philodinida; Philodinidae. The record is from the annotation of a GenBank genome assembly.